AUGUUCUUACUGUGCAACGCACUCUCGUCCCUGUUCCCGGACGACGUGGCUUACCCCAACUCAACUGCAUACAUCGCAGAAAACACGUACUGGUCGAACAGACAGGGCGAAGUCAGCCCAGCAUGCAUUGUCACACCCAGGUCUACGGCCAACGUGAGUGCCAUCAUCAAGUCCCUGACCGAGCUUCAGGCGCCUUUCACCGUGAAGGCUGGCGGGCACAGUGCUUUCGCCGGUGGCUCCAACAUUGAUCAGGGGACGGUCUCGGUUGGGUCCGGGAGUCGAUGGAUUCAAGUGACCGAGGUCCUCGAUCCGCUGGGCCUGGGGGUGGUCGGCGGUCGGGUUGCCGACGUCGGGGUUGCCGGCCUCCUCCUUGGAGGCGGUAUAUCGUACUUCUCUGGGUUCCGAGGCUGGGCCUGUGACAACGUGCAGAACUACGAGGUCGUCCUGUCCUCUGGUGAGAUAGUUAACGCGGCCCCCAACGAGAACAAGGACCUGUUCUGGGCGCUUCGGGGCGGCGGCGGGUCUAACUUCGGCAUCGUGACCCGCUUCGACCUCGACGUAUUCCCACAGGGCGACAUCUGGUCCAGCACUGCUAUUUAUCCUGGUGCCCUAAACACCACCUUGAUACCGCUCUUUAAAAACCUCACGACGAAUGGGCUCCCGGAGGAUCCGCAGGCGCACACUUACUUCAUCAUGACUUACUCCCCAGAGCUGGGCGGGCACGUUGCGGCCGCCAGUCUUUAUCACGCGAAACCCCCUGAGGCCAGUACGACACCGGCGAUAUUCGCCCCGCUCAAGUCUGCCCCUGGGAUUUUAUCGGAUACAGUUACUGUAGAGAACGUCUCUACAGCGCUCCGUGCGAUCGACCAGCCGUACGGGGACCGCCAGACAUGGUGGGACACGUCUGUGUUGGUCACGGAAUCGGACCUGUUGACGGACGUCGUGCCUCUUUGGGAAGAGGUAGUCUCUACCUUCCUAUCAGCCGCUGCUGAGAGCCCCGGACCCAACGGCACAGCUUCGAUGGUAACACCAUACCUUGUGUUCCAGCCCAUACCCCUGAAUAUCCUCACAGCAAUGCAAAAGAACGGCGGAAACGCGCUGGGUCUGAGGCCGAGCGACGGGCCGUUGAUGCUGGUGCAACUCACUGUUAUCUGGGACGAUGCGAAUCUGGAUGAGCUGAUUGAGGGUGAGCUAAGCCAGUUGAUCGAAAAGGUCGAGGCUAUGGCAGCAGAGAGAGGCGAGUUGAAGGGUUUUGUGUAUAUGAACUAUGCGGGCAGCACCCAGCAGGUCUUGAAGAGAUAUGGACCGGAAAGCUUUGAGAGGUUGAAGGAUGUGGCGAGUCAAUACGACCCUGAGGGGCUACUACAGAACUUAUGGAAAGGAUAUUUCCAGCUAGGUGGGGUGGAGUAG
This is a messenger RNA of Diaporthe citri, 1410 nucleotides long. RefSeq lists its product as uncharacterized. The coding region runs from base 1 to 1410 and encodes 469 amino acids. The record is from RefSeq and is a predicted model, not a curated record. Gene Ontology annotation, molecular function: FAD binding. NCBI's taxonomy places the organism in Eukaryota, Fungi, Ascomycota, Sordariomycetes, Diaporthales, Diaporthaceae. The transcript has 3 exons.